ACCCUAAUUAAAAACCUUCACCUGUUUUUGUUUUGUAUUGUUUUUCAUGUUCCCUAUAUAAAUAAAUACUGGUUUCUGUUGAUUUCACAGUCUAAACCAGCAGCAAAGCAAAUCCUGUUUCUUCUCUCAGUGAAAACCCCAUCAGUUGAUUUUUUUUUAUUUCCAUGGCUUCUCUUGUUCUUUUAUUGUCUGAACUUGUUCGUCACCAUGAACCAAACUUUGGUCUUGUAGCACCAUCUACCCCUUCUUCUUCAUGUGGUGCUUCAAUGUCUUGUACUGCCAUUGAUGCCAGCAAGUACGAAGCAGAUAUUGUAGAAGAAGAUCCACAAGAGCUAAAGGUUUCUGUUGACCUCGUCUGGCCGUAGUGUUCCAUUACUAUGAUUUGAUGCAUGCAUGCAUGCAAGCCAGAUUUCUAUGGUUUCUGAGCUCAUUUUUGGCGUGUCAUCAUUUUAUUACAUGUACAAAACUAGGAAGAAUAAUGUCUUUAUGUAACACAACUGAACCCAACUUGGGUUUCAAUUAAUGUAUUUAAUCUUUUUCAUUCUCUUUGUAGAAUGAUUGUUAAUCGUUUCUUGUAAUUUGAAUUGUCUAUUCUUUAUGCACAUGUUGAUUCCAACAACAAAAAGGUGUAAGGCUGUUAAUUGGUAAGAACCCAGAUCUGUAAAAAAAUUUACACUGGAUUUUUUAUCAGUCUGGGACAUGAACCUUUGUAAAAAAAAAUGAAAGGACCAAAAUUGAUAUUUUGAAUGUUUUUUUUUCUGCUUUAACAUCCAAGUUAACCCUGGCCUUAUCUAUUUCACUCAAUGACCACAAAACAAAAACCAUGGCUGCUCUUCAACAUUCAUGGCUUUCAUCUCUCAAAACCACUGCUCUUUUCUCUUCCACAAACCAACACAAGAGUUCUCUUUUCAAGGUUCCAUUUUCUCAGAAUUGGAGCCAAUCUAGUGAUGAAGCUUCAAACCCUGAGUCACCUAACUCGGAAGAAGCUGCUCCUGUUGACCCUGUGAAGCUUGCUUUUGAAAAGGCUAAAGCUUAUAAGAAAACCAAAGUGAACCCGGAUGGGGAUUCGAGUCCAGCUUCAGUUAAGGUUGCAAAGGAGAAGACAAGCGAGUACAAGGAGAAUGGAAGUGAGAGCAUAAUUGCUUCUGUGAAGAAAACUGGGAGUGAGGGUACCUCACAGCAAAGGAAGAUUAUGGAAAAGAAGGUUCAGAAGCCGGAAAAGUUGUCGAUUUCGAGCAUUGAUUUUGUAGGGCUCGAGUUUGCUGAUAAGAAAAAGAGCAGAGGGCUACCACCUGGAUUGGUUCCAAUUUCAGAUCCUUUUCCAGAAGGUGAUUUGCCUGAUGUUGAGAUUCUUGUUGGGGACACAAGCCAAUUUGGGGAGGCUACAAUGCCUGAGACGAAGCCAAGCACGGAAGAAGAAGAUUCGGAGUUUUACAAGCCGAAGGUAUCAACAUGGGGAGUCUUUCCUAGGCCCGGCAACAUCUCGAAGACGUUCGGUGGUGGAAGGACUAUUCGACCCGGGGAAGUGCUCGAGACAGAACAAGAUCGAGAAGCUAAAAACGAGCGCACAAGGCAAUUUCUUGCUGCAUACAAGAAGAAAGUUGGGUUAAAUGUUGACCCAAAGCUAAGAUCUGAAUGUGAGAAGGCAUUGGAGGAUGGCGACUCGUUGAUGAGUUCUGGGAAGCUUAAGGAAGCUUUAACGUACUACGAAAGAGUAAUGGAGAAGAUGCCGUUUCAGAGUGAACUUCAUGGAGUAGCUGCUUUGCAGUGGUCUAUAUGUCAAGAUUCACUUAGUAGGCCGAAUGAGGCUCGAGUUAUGUAUGAGAAGCUGCAGUCUCAUCCAAAUCCCAAAGUAAGCAAGAAAGCAAGCCAGUUUAUGUACAGUUUCAAGGCCAUGGAAAUGAUGAAGGUAACAGGCUCAAACUUUUCACUAAAGAACACAGGGUACCAAAAUUACUUUGAGGCAUUUAUUGAAGACAAAGCCAAUUACACUGCAAAUGGGUCUGAAUUCACAGAAGGUGCAUUGAAUCAAGUCCUACCAUAUAUGAUUUUACUUGUUUCUCCCAUUGUUGCUGUAUUGGUCAUUGCUGUACAGAAAGGGUAUACAAAUUAGUAUUAAACCAAGGGAGACUAUAACUCACACAUAUUGUACAUGUUUCAUUAUGUACCAAUACAAUAUGAUGAUAUAAUAUACCAGGUUGGCUUGUUGUUACUAA
Messenger RNA from Gossypium arboreum, 2216 nucleotides. RefSeq lists its product as uncharacterized. Gene Ontology annotation, molecular function: protein binding. The record is from RefSeq and is a predicted model, not a curated record. The coding region runs from base 824 to 2113 and encodes 429 amino acids. NCBI's taxonomy places the organism in Eukaryota, Viridiplantae, Streptophyta, Magnoliopsida, Malvales, Malvaceae. The transcript has 7 exons.